AAAAAAAGAAAAAACCACAGCCAGACUCUGAGCUGCAACCAACAGGAGUACAAACACACUACUGGACUUCUGCCAGAUACUCUACACGGAGGAAAAAGUGAUUCUCGGGAUGUGGACGCAGUUAUAAGGAUCAUUUCUCAUUUUUAGUUUUCCGCUGAAGGAGAAGAAGAAGAAGGGGGUGGUGCAUGUGAGCAAGAGAUCCUGUUACAGAGGUCCAGACUUUUUUCAAGUUUUUUUUUUUUUUUUUUUUUCCUGAAAGUGGGGGUAGGGCGAAGCAACAUUCACUGUUAUGCUUUUCUUCCUAAACACAUCCAGCAAAUACUUCAUAUAAUUUGGAACUCAUCAGUCAAUAUUUUGGUUUCCUUUCCUUUCUUUUUUUUUUUUUUUUGUUUUUGUUUAGGAAUACUUUUUGGGACUACUGGAGCUGAAUAAUGAGGGAAUUCAGGACGAUUCUGUGGGACACGGACGAAAAGCGCAGAAGCAAAAAGUUUGAGAGGACUGCGAGAAAACUUUAGAGGAAAAAAGAACCCAACCCCGCUGCAGCUUUUCUGGAGUAUGGAAACUUAUAAAUCAGACGUAGAAACCAGCUUUCACCAGAGAAGCGUGUAGUUUGGUAGCAGAAGCCUCAAGGAUUUUGAAAUCCGUUGGAUUUUUUUUUUUUUCCGUCUUCUCUCCCAAGAUGUCUUCCCAGGGUCGGAGCCCCAUUGUUGGGAUGCUUUGCGUCUGGGCUGCCUGGCUGUCGGGCUGCAGGGCAGUGUUGGCCCCGAACGGGACUAUGUUUGAGGACAAAUGCAAGAAAACCUCCACUUGUGAGGUGCUUAAAUACAACACAUGUUUGGGUUCACCUUUACCCUACACCCAUACAUCUCUGAUCCUGGCGGAGGACUCCAGCAGCCAAGAGGAGGCUUUUGAGAAGCUGACCAUGUGGUCUGGAUUGCGAAACGCCCCACGUUGCUGGUCAGUCAUCCAGCCGCUGCUCUGUGCCGUCUACAUGCCGAAAUGCGAGAAUGGCCGAGUGGAGCUGCCCAGCAAGAGCCUGUGUGUGGCCACACGUCGCCCGUGCAGCAUUGUGGAUCGGGAGAGAGGAUGGCCCAAUUUCCUCAAAUGUGACAAAUUCCCCGUGGGCUGUUCGAAUGAAGUGCAGAAGCUGAAGUUCAACACGUCAGGACAAUGCGAAGCCCCUCUGGUGAAGACAGACAUUCAGUCGAGUUGGUACAAGGAUGUAGAAGGUUGUGGCAUCCAGUGCGACAACCCCCUGUUCACCGAAGAGGAGCACAAUGACAUGCACGCCUACAUUGCUUACUUUGGCACAAUCACACUCCUCUGCACCUUUUUCACUCUGGCCACGUUUCUUGCUGACUGGAAAAACUCGAACCGCUACCCGGCCGUCAUUCUCUUCUACAUCAAUGCCUGCUUCUUUGUGGGCAGCAUCGGCUGGCUCGCCCAGUUCCUGGAUGGCGCACGCAAAGAGAUUGUGUGCAAGAGCGACAACACCAUGCGGCUCGGGGAGCCCUCAUCCUCAGAAACGCUCUCGUGCGUCACCAUCUUCAUCAUCGUCUAUUACUCCUUGAUGUCAGGCGUGAUUUGGUUCGUCAUGCUGACCUACGCCUGGCACACCUCCUUCAAGGCUCUGGGCACAACUCACCAGCCGCUGUCUGGACGGACCUCCUACUUCCACAUGGUGACCUGGUCCAUUCCCUUUGUCCUCACCGUGGCCAUCCUUGCUAUAGCUGAGGUGGAUGGAGACUCUGUGAGUGGGAUCUGCUUCGUCGGCUACAAGAACUACCACUACCGAGCGGGGUUUGUACUGGCACCCAUUGGUGUGGUGCUUGUUGUUGGUGGCUACUUUCUCAUUCGGGGUGUCAUGACCUUAUUUUCCAUCAAGAGUAACCACCCAGGACUGCUGAGUGAGAAAGCGGCCAGCAAAAUCAACGAGACAAUGCUGAGACUAGGUAUAUUUGGAUUCCUUGCGUUUGGCUUUGUUUUCAUCACAUUUGGAUGUCACUUCUAUGACUUCUUCAACCAGGCUGAAUGGGAGAGAAGCUUCAGAGAAUAUGUGCUAUGUGAAGCCAACGUGACAAUCGCCUCUCAAACCAACAAGCCCAUCCCAGAAUGCACCAUUAAAAACCGUCCCAGCCUGAUGGUGGAGAAGAUCAACCUGUUCUCCAUGUUCGGCACAGGAAUCGCCAUGAGCACCUGGGUCUGGACCAAAGCCACCUUCCUCAUCUGGAAACGCACUUGGUUCAAGAUCAUUGGUCGAAGUGACAACGAACCUAAGAGGAUAAAGAAGAGCAAGAUGAUUGCUAAGGCGUUUGCAAUGAGAAAGGAGCUCCACAAGGACCCGGAGAAGGAGCUGUCCUUCAGCAUGCAUACUGUGUCACAUGAUGGCCCAGUGGCUGGAAUCAAUUUUGACCUGAACGAGCCAUCCAACGAUGUUUCAUCAGCAUGGGCCCUACAUGUACCCAAGAUGGUCGCCAGACGGGGAGCCAUUCUGCCUCAGGACAUUUCUGUCACUCCCACUGGGACUCCGGUGCCCCCUCCAGAGGAGAGGAACAGACUGUGGAUGGUGGAGGCAGACAUAUCACCUGAGAUGAUAAAGAGGAAAAAGAAGAAGAAGAAAAGGAGGAAGGAGGUGCGUAAGCCUGACGAGGUGGUGGAAAACCAGACUCGCCUUCAGCGAGAGUUUAGCCGCAGCUCGGUUCCUCGCCUGCCGAAGCUUCCCUGCCACCCGAGCCUGGUGGCCAAUCUGCGUGAACAGCAGAGGCAGCAGUCGCUGGAGCAAGGGGUCCUGCCGGGCUCGUUGCCGGAUUACGAACCCUGCGAGGAGAGGUGUUCAUACCUGGAGUGCCAGAGCGGCAGAAACGGCUACCUGAUGACCCGAGUUGAUUGUCCGGAAAAUCUGGGCCUCAGGCCAAGCUGUCGCCCUUUGACUUCAAACUGGCAGCCCAGUGGAUCGUCAAUGUACCCCGGAGAGGUGGAGCAUGCCGACGGGCUGUCAGAGAGAAUGGCUCAUGUGGCUCGGGUACCGGCGGGCCGCAGGGCAGGCUACGGACCCAUCCACUCCAGGACCAAUUUAAUGGAGGCGGAGCUAAUGGAUGCUGACUCUGACUUUUAAAACUGCAGAGUGAGCAAGAAAAAAAAAGAAAAAGUAACUUUAAGAGAUUCCUACUCAAGUGUACCAGAUCCAACAUCACUAAGAUCCUAAAUGUACGAUUAGUUUCAAGUCUGUUAUUUACAUUGUGUGAGUGUGUCUGAGUGAGCGUGUUAGGAAAAUGUGUGGGAAUGAUAGAGAAAUAAACUAAUGUAAAUAUCUUUUAAAAAUAUUAGUUUUUAUACCAUAUUCUGUACAUUAUCAUCUAAUGUGUUCUUUAAAAGUAAGAAAAAAGCAACAACAACU
This is a messenger RNA of Poecilia latipinna (sailfin molly), 3397 nucleotides long. It is a transcript of the gene smo, whose product is annotated as smoothened, frizzled class receptor. Lineage: Eukaryota; Metazoa; Chordata; Actinopteri; Cyprinodontiformes; Poeciliidae. The transcript has 12 exons. The coding region runs from base 680 to 3115 and encodes 811 amino acids. Gene Ontology annotation, molecular function: transmembrane signaling receptor activity; patched binding. Gene Ontology annotation, cellular component: cilium; dendrite; plasma membrane. Gene Ontology annotation, biological process: pattern specification process; smoothened signaling pathway; commissural neuron axon guidance. The record is from RefSeq and is a predicted model, not a curated record.